Populus nigra (black poplar) is the source of this 1288-nucleotide messenger RNA. RefSeq lists its product as uncharacterized. The record is from RefSeq and is a predicted model, not a curated record. Lineage: Eukaryota; Viridiplantae; Streptophyta; Magnoliopsida; Malpighiales; Salicaceae. Bases 147 to 944 code for a protein of 265 amino acids. The transcript is spliced from 9 exons. Gene Ontology annotation, molecular function: oxidoreductase activity; antioxidant activity.
UCACAAUUACACCCUUUUCCAAGUCUAAAUGACAUAUGUACCCUUUUCCAGAGAAAACUGAAACGCCAUUAUUAACGGUCAAGAGAAAAGGAAGAAGAAAAUCCACCACCAUCAAUCUCAAUCAUCAGUGAGACCCAGCCACGGCCAUGGCUACCACUUGUACUGCUCUGAGUGUGGCGUCCAUGGCAGGAGGCGCACGCGCAUGCUUAUUUUCUCAUCUCCCCCGCACGCUAGCAAAAACCAAUAUUAGUACCACAAUUAUUGUUUCCUCAAAAUGGAUUUAUUCCUCGAAAAUGGGUCUUAAUCCUCUGCAACGCGAGUGCGCGAUAAACAAAACUGUACCUACUAGGAAGCUUCAAGUUCGUGCUGCUAGAACCGAGUCACAAGGUGUCUCCUUAGGGUUUAGAGCUCCCAGUUUCGAGUUGCCAGAGCCUCUAACUGGGAAAACCUGGAAACUUGAAGAUUUUGAGCCAUAUCCUGCUUUACUGGUUAUGUUUAUCUGCAAUCACUGCCCAUUCGUUAAACACUUGAAGAAGGAUAUAGUGAAGCUCACAAAUUUUUAUAUGAAGAAAGGACUUGCAGUUGUAGCUAUAUCUUCAAACUCAGUAGCUACUCAUCCACAGGAUGGACCAGAGUUGAUGGCAGAGGACGCCAAAAUACUUAAUUACCCUUUCCCUUAUUUAUAUGAUGAGUUGCAAGAAGUAGCUCGAGACUUUGGAGCAGUUUGUACACCAGAGUUCUUCCUAUUUAAAAAGGAUGGACGGAGACCAUUUGAGCUGGUGUAUCAUGGCCAAUAUGAUGAUUCCAGACCCAGUAAUAAUGUGCCUAUCACUGGAAGGGACUUAAGUCUUGCAAUUGACUGUGUUCUUAGUGGCCAACCAGUAUCACCAGUUCAGAAACCCAGUGUUGGAUGCGGCAUAAAAUGGCAUCCUGGGGCGAAGUAACCUUCCAUGUUGGGUUUCAGGAUCAUAAUCCAGAAGCCUGAAUUUUGUUCUAUGGUAUGCUAUGUCUCCUUUCUGAGAAUUCAUAAUCAUUGUGAUAUCCAUUAUUCUACAGCAUCAUGAAUUUUUUCUGUCGCGGCUGCUGUUUCAUUGUUAUUCCCUCCAGUGUUCCAAUUCAUCUUUGGAGUCUUCCAAGAGCAGGACCGCACGGUUAAGUUUAACAUGAGUAAUUGUAUUGAGAUAUGUAUGUAAUAUGGUUUCAUGACUUAUGUAGGUUUACAUUCCUAUACGUUUGUUAUUUAAAAAUAGAAAUGAAUAAAAAAAAGAGUGUAUUUUUUGAGAUGCAA